AUGAGUGCUGAACAAUUGUAAGUUCCGCGAAUACAUUCUAACCCACGGAAGCUCUCCAGAAAUCUGUCUCGUGAGAGAAGACGCGCUUUUCGUGCUGGAAAAUUUCCGGAAGAUCUGAUUACGAAGGAUAUGAUCAAAGAGAUCGUUCACCAGAUCGAGUGUCCGCCCGGAACUCCGAACUACAAAGAGUUCAAAGUGACGGAGGGAAUGCUGCUGACGAAUGUGCCGAAGAACAUGUCGCCGCCCAUCGAGUACUGCGACCACCUCGUCAAGAUCAACGACGUGGAGAUCACUUCGAAGAAGAUUAUGCAAGUGACAAUCUACAGACUCGCAAAGGCCAACAAAGAACACACCGUAGGCGGACUGACAGAAUAACAGUUUCGGAAGGGAUUGGUUUCAGCUCAAGUUCACAGUACGUCGUGUCAUUUGCAUGGAAAAGAUCAUCGAAGACAGGAACAUUCCUCCGAAUGCUUCGAUCCGAAAGAAGUACGAUAAGAACGGCAAACCCAAUUCAGGCUACUAUUAUUACAAGAUUGUGCUCGUCUACUUUCCUCGCAGUAAACUUGGCAUCAAUGUGAAGUCGUACGGCAAUGUGGUAAGCUUCGAGGAACGUGUCCAGUGACAAGAGCUGGCUUUUCAGGUGUACGUGGAGUCGACGGACAACUCGUGGGGCUCCACGACUCGCCGCUUCCUUUACCUGGGAGACGCCAUUCUCAAAAUCGACGACACCGAAGUCAGCAACCUGUUUCACGUCCAAACGGCUCUUCGUAAUGGACUUCAGCAGAGAGGAGUUGUGCGUUCAGCCUCCAGUCUUUGUUAUAUUACACAUCUUCUUGUUUCAGGUGACUAUGAUUGUCGAGCGAGCUUGCGAACAAGGAGCCAACAACUACGUUCGCUCGGUUCUCAACUUCCAGAAGAAUGCGGAUCCGCAGAUCCCGCAAGAUGCGAUUCUCACUUGCAAGUAAGUACUCUCGACUUUCGAUUCUAUUCCGCCUUUUCCUACAAUUGAAAAUCACAGAGAACGUCUGGAGUACUUGAACAAAAACGGGUUUGGGCCGGAGCCGAAGUCAAUUUAUAGAGGAGAGCGAAAGUACGACCCAGAUGCGAGAAUCUCUCUCGAAUUCAAACUCGGAGAGAAGAAGCCGACGCCGAAGAACGUAAUUGCGAAGAAGAUUCCGGCAGAACACUUGAACCCGACGUCUAUGAUAGACUGCCCAUCCUACUUGAAAGAACCAAAAAAGGAUUAA
Messenger RNA from Caenorhabditis sp. 36 PRJEB53466, 1247 nucleotides. Lineage: Eukaryota; Metazoa; Nematoda; Chromadorea; Rhabditida; Rhabditidae. The record is from the annotation of a GenBank genome assembly.